Leptidea sinapis is the source of this 2487-nucleotide messenger RNA. RefSeq lists its product as uncharacterized. The record is from RefSeq and is a predicted model, not a curated record. The coding region runs from base 418 to 1098 and encodes 226 amino acids. NCBI's taxonomy places the organism in Eukaryota, Metazoa, Arthropoda, Insecta, Lepidoptera, Pieridae. The transcript has 5 exons.
ACAGCGGAGCGGAAUGCGGAAUGUACCUAAUACCUACGUUGAAGAUUCAGUCAGUUGGCUGCGACUCUCAUAGACGCUGCGUGUGUUGUUUGCAACAAUUGUCAACUCGCGUCGGCUGUUUGAUACUUUUACGUAAACUCAUGUGUUCGUAAUAUCGUAGUUACAAAUACCGAAAUUAUAAAUUUCAAGGCUUCUAUAUAGACGCGGGCAUAAUGCCAGUUGCGAGUGUCAUUUAUUUACAUGUUUGAAUUAAUAAGUUGAUGUGUGAAGUAUGUUUUGAAUUGCAUUUCUAAAUUAAGAUACAAAUUAAUAUGUGAGGCCAGCUGUUGGUUGUGUGACGGAAAACAAAAUAAACAAUAAUAGGAAGUGACGUCACAACAGGUUUUUGGAAUCAUUAUAAAAUUAUGAUUGAUUAGCAUGAGUGUGGAACUGAAAAAACCGGUGCAACGACCGGCUGAAACGCUGAACAAUACUAUAAGUAGGGGUCGGAGUGUUACGGUCCCUAAUAAGUCCCUAGAGACAAAAUUAUGGGACUUACUGCAGCCUUUAGCGAGGCUGUGGGGACUUAUCAGCGCAGUUGUGAUGAGCGGCGCGGGGACAGAACUGGCAGUGCUGAAGUACGACAUGGCGCCGGCGGUGAUAGUAUGUGCUGCGGUGGUGUUCCUAUUGGAGACCAUGUGGGUGGUGGCGCUGUUUGUUGACCUGCUGGGCAGACGGGGAGACUACACCCUGGGCCUCCGAUGCUGGGACUUCAUGCGCUGGACCUGUGCGAGGAGCAGGGCCCCGUUCUACGCGUGUGUGGCGACGGCUUUGCUAUUCGCCAACUUAACCUUACUGGCGACAAUAGCAGGUGGCACGUUGCUGGUACUGGCAGCACUGAGGGCUGCGGUGCCAUGGUCACCGCACGCCAGCCAUGGACCUCACGCGCCCAGGGCCGGCAGCUCACUGCUGAGCCAGCAUGACUCUCCCCUUCCUGACGUUUAUUACAGCGCAGGACAUUCUGCUGAUGACAGGUAUAAAGAAAUGACAGUCCUUGAUGCAAAAACAUCGAGCAAAUCCGGAUCAACGUCGCCAAACUCCACUUUUUUGGAACUAUAAUUUUUUUUGUAAAAUAUUGUUUUGUUAAGAAGUAUUUAGGGGAUGCAAGAUCGUUUGUGCAUCGAAUGUAGCUUUAAGAACAAAGUAUUGGAUAAUUUUGUUUAUCGUAUUGUAAACGUUGCUGAAGGUACAUGACUUGAUGUUUAAUGGCCGUUCCCAAUAUUCAGUAUAUCUCUUACUUGAGAUAAAAAUCGUAACUAUCAUUGACUUUUCUGUCCCAAUAAAAUUAUCGACGGUAACUCACCUUAUCCGUACACGCUGUCUGUCAAUGGGACGACGUAUAGCUUACCAGCGAUAGAAGUUUGUAUGGAAAUUUCAAUUCACGCGUCCCAAUAUAAGGCGGUAAGAAUGACUUAUCGGAUAUAUUGCGACAGGUUCAGAUUAUUGACAGGUAAUUCCUGACAAUAGAAGGUAGUAAUUUAUCUCUAUCUACAGACAGUAUAUUGGGAAUGGCCGUAAGUAAUGUGUACUAUACAUGUAUAGAUAUUUCCUAGAAUAUCAAACUUUAUUGAUUCUUCCAUGGUUAAUAAUUACGAUAUCACAUAAAAUAACUAAAAUUUAUACGUUUUUAGUAUUAUUUUUUGUUACGUAGAUAAAAUAUGGAUUGAAAUUAUUGGAAUAGUAUUUGUAUAAUUUUUAAAAUUAGGAUAAAACUAAAUAUAUAAUACAUAGAUUAUCAAAAAAUGUGUCAAAUAUCUACGUAUUAAAUAUAUUACGUAAUCUAAGCCGACUUACGGCCAUUCCUAAUAUUCAGUCUAUCUCCUACUUGAGAUAAAAAUUGUAACUAUGGUUGAUUUUUUGUCCCAAUAAACUUAUCGACGGUACCUCACCUUAUCCGUACACGCUGUCUGUUGAUAUGACGACGUAAAGCUUACAAGCGAUAUAAAGUUUAUAUGGAAAUUGGAAUUCACGCGUCCCAAUAUAAGGCGAUAAGAAUGAAUUAUCGGGUAUAUUGGUACAGCUUCCGAUUAUUGAUAGCUAAUUUCUGACAGUAGAAGAUAGUAAUUUAUCUCUAUCAGUAGAAAGUAUAUUGGAAACGGCCGUUAAACGACACUCAUUUAACUGCAUCGAGGUAUUGGUGAAACCAGUCAUUAAUCUAAUUUGUCUGUGAUAGUUUUUUGUUAUAUAGUGCCCAUGUUAAUACUGGUAUUAGUUAGAAAAAUUACGUUUAAGUAUGAGUUAAAUAACAAUUUUCUUGGUGCAAUAUACCCGUAAAUGUUUAGCACUAUAUGCACAUAUAUUUAUAAAAUAAACAAAGUUUUAUAAAUAAAGUCCAAUACAAAUAAAAUUAAAAUAUAAUAUUACCUACACGUUUUUGAUAAUUUACAAAGUAGUUUUAUAAAUAUACAUAUUUAUUUUUAUAUUGUAAAUAAAUAAUUCAAAACAGUG